This is a messenger RNA of Didymodactylos carnosus, 3888 nucleotides long. Lineage: Eukaryota; Metazoa; Rotifera; Eurotatoria; Philodinida; Philodinidae. The record is from the annotation of a GenBank genome assembly.
AUGCCAAAUAGAUCAGCUGCACCACAAGAACUUCAGAUUCAACAUACAUGCACCGACGAUGACACAGAUUCAAAGUCUCUGCUUUCAACCAUUGUUGUAUCUGAUGAUGAAACAAAAGAUGUUAAUAGUAAUGAUGUACAAGCGACGCUAUCAUCGACAAUCGAAGAUAAAUGUAAAGACGAUUUGAGUAUACAAGGAAAAGAUGAAAAUACAAUUCAAUCGGUUGAUGUAACAAAAGUCACUAAAUUAAAUGAUACUCAUUCAAGUAUCGAAGUGAAAACAACCUGUCAAUCGGAAACAGACAAAGAAACAGUAAAAGACUCGUUGGAAACCGUUGUUCAGAACGAUGAUGUGAAAGAAGUACUUGCUAAAACUACCGAAGAACCGGACAUUGUUGCAACAGUAACUGUACCACAAGAACCUCAGAUUCAACACACAUGCACAGAUGAUGACACAGAUUCAAAGUCUCUCCUUUCAACCAUUGUUGUAUGUGAUGAUGAAACAAAAGAUGUUAAUAGUAAUGAUGUACAAGCGACGCUAUCAUCGACAAUCGAAGAUAAAUGUAAAGACGAUUUGAGUAUACAAGGAAAAGAUGAAAAUACAAUUCAAUCGGUUGAUGUAACAAAAGUCACUAAAUUAAAUGAUACUCAUUCAAGUAUCGAAGUGAAAACAACCUGUCAAUCGGAAACAGACAAAGAAACAGUAAAAGACUCGUUGGAAACCGCUGUUCAGAACGAUGAUGUAAAAGAAGUGCUUGCUAAAACCACCGAAGAACCGGAGAUUGCUGCAACAGUACCUGCGUCAGAAGAACCUCAGAUUCAACAUACAUGCACAGAUGAUGACACAGAUUCAAAGUCUCUCCUUUCAACCAUCAUUGUACCUCAUGAUGAAACAAAAGAUGUUAAUAGUAAUGAUGUACAAGCGACGCUAACAUCGACAAUCGAAGAUAAAUGUAAAGACGAUUUGAGUAUACAAGGAAAAGAUGAAAAUACAAUUCAAUCGGUUGAUGUAACAAAGGUCACUAAAUUAAAUGAUACUCAUUCAAGUAUCGAAGUGAAAACAACCUGUCAAUCGGAAACAGACAAAGAAACAGUAAAAGACUCGUUGGAAACCGUUGUUCAGAACGAUGAUGUGAAAGAAGUGCUUGCUAAAACUACCGAAGAACCGGACAUUGUUGCAACAGUGCCUGCGUCACAAGAACCUCAGAUUCAACAUACAUGCACAGAUGAUGCAACAGAUUCAAAGUCUGUGAUUUCAACCAUCAUUGUGCCUCAUGAUGAAACAAAAGAUGUUAAUAGUAAUGAUGUACAAGCGACGCUAUCAUCGACAAUCGAAGAUAAAUGUAAAGACGAUUUGAGUAUACAAGGAAAAGAUGAAAAUACAAUUCAAUCGGUUGAUGUAACAAAGGUCACUAAAUUAAAUGAUACUCAUUCAAGUAUCGAAGUGAAAACAACCUGUCAAUCGGAAACAGACAAAGAAACAGUAAAAGACUCGUUGGAAACCGUUGUUCAAAACGAUGAUGUAAAAGAAGUGCUUGCUAAAACCACCGAAGAACCGGACAUUGCUGCAACAGUACCUGCGUCAGAAGAACCUCAGAUUCAACACACAUGCACAGAUGAUGACACAGAUUCAAAGUCUCUGCUUUCAACCAUCAUUGUGCCUCAUGAUGAAACAAAAGAUGUUAAUAGUAAUGAUGUACAAGCGACGCUAACAUCGACAAUCGAAGAUAAAUGUAAAGACGAUUUGAGUAUACAAGGAAAAGAUGAAAAUACAAUUCAAUCGGUUGAUGUAACAAAGGUCACUAAAUUAAAUGAUACUCAUUCAAGUAUCGAAGUGAAAACAACCUGUCAAUCGGAGGCAGAUAAAGAAACAGUAAAAGACUCGUUGGAAACCGUUGUUCAGAACGAUGAUGUAAAAGAAGUGCUUGCUAAAACUACCGAAGAACCGGACAUUGUUGCAACAGUAACUGCAUCACAAGAACCUCAGAUUCAACAUACAUGCACAGAUGAUGCAACAGAUUCAAAGUCUGUGAUUUCAACCAUCAUUGUACCUCAUGAUGAAACAAAAGAUGUUAAUAGUAAUGAUGUGCAAGCGACGCUAUCAUCGACAAUCGAAGAUAAAUGUAAAAAACAAUUGAGUACACGAGGAAAAGAUGAAAAUACAAUUCAAUCGAUUGAUGUAACAAAGGUCACUAAAUUAAAUGAUACUCAUUCAAGUAUCAAAGUAAAAACAACCUGUCAAUCGCAGAAAGAUAAAGAAACAGUAAAAGACUCAUUGAAAACCGUUAUUCAACACGAUGAUGUAAAACGCGUGCUUGGUAAGCCUACCAAAGCACCCAAAAAUGUUCCAAGAACAGCUGUAGCAAAAGAAGUUCGAAUUCGUCAUACAUGCAGAGAUGAUAAGACAGAUUCAAAGUCUGUCCUGUCAACCAUUGUUGUAUCUGCUGAUCAAACGAAAGCUGUGACUAGUAGUGCUAUAAAAGCGACGCUGUCAUCGACAAUCAAAGCUAAAUGUAAAAGCCAACUGAGUGCACGAGCCAAAGACCAAAAUACAAUUAAGUCGGUUGCUGUAACAAAAGUCACUAAAUUAAAUGGUACUCAUUCAAGUAUCGAAGUGAAAACAACCUGUCAAUCGGAGAAAGAUAAAGACACAGUAAAAGACGCGUUGCAAACCGCUGUUCAACAUGCUGAUAUAAAACGCGUGCUUGCUAAGCCUACCAAAGCACCCAAAAGUGUUCCAAGGGCAGCUGCACCAAAAGAAGUUCGAAUUCGUCAUACAUGCAGAGAUGAUAAGACAGAUUCAAAGUCUGUCCUGUCAACCAUUGUUGUAUCUGCUGAUCAAACGAAAGCUGUGACUAGUAGUGCUAUAAAAGCGACGCUGUCAUCGACAAUCAAAGCUAAAUGUAAAAACCAACUGAGUGCACGAGCAAAAGACCAAAAUACAAUUAAGUCGGUUGAUGUAACAAAAGUCACUAAAUUAAAUCGCACUCAUUCAAGUAUCGAAGUGAAAACAACCUGUCAAUCGGAGAAAGAUAAAGACACAGUAAAAGACGCGUUGCAAACCGCUGUUCAACAUGCUGAUAUAAAACGCGUGCUUGCUAAGCCCACCAAAGCACCCAAAAGUGUUCCAAGAGCAGCUGCACCAAAAGAAGUUCGAAUUCGUCAUACAUGCUCAGAUGAUAAGACAGAUUCAAAGUCUGUCCUGUCAACCAUUGUUGUAUCUGAUGAUCAAACAAAAGAUGUGACUAGUAGUGCUGUAAAAGCGACGCUGUCAUCGACAAUCAAAGCUAAAUGUAAAAGCCAACUGAGUGCACGAGCAAAAGACCAAAAUACAAUUAAGUCGGUUGAUGUAACAAAAGUCACUAAAUUAAAUCGCACUCAUUCAAGUAUCGAAGUGAAAACAACCUGUCAAUCGGAGAAAGAUAAAGACACAGUAAAAGACGCGUUGCAAACCGCUGUUCAACAUGCUGAUAUAAAACGCGUGCUUGCUAAGCCUACCAAAGCACCCAAAAAUGUUCCAAGAACAGCUGCACCAGGAGAAGUACAAAUUCGUCAUACAUGCAGAGAUGAUAAGACAGAUUCAAAGUCUGUCCUGUCAACCAUUGUUGUAUCUGAUGAUCAAACAAAAGAUGUGACUAGUAGUGCUAUAAAAGCGACGCUGUCAUCGACAAUCAAAGAUAAAUGUAAAAGCCAACUGAGUGCACGAGCCAAAGACCAAAAUACAAUUAAGUCGGUUGAUGUAACAAAAGUCACUAAAUUAAAUGGUACUCAUUCAAGUAUCGAAGUGAAAACAACCUGUCAAUCGGAGAAAGAUAAAGACACAGUAAAAGACGCGUUGCAAACCGCUGUUCAACAUGCUGAUGUAAGUAGCAGAUUUCAUAUCGGUUGA